AUGCCAAUCGGCUUAGAUCUGGUUGUCCUCCAUCCGGAUGCUGCGCGAGAUUCUCCCCGACACAAGGUCUACCAGUCGCUCGGAGUGGGCACCUGUUCGCCUAGUACUCUGUGCAACGCUAUUUUGGCCUAUCAAUCCACAGGCGGAACGAAAAUGAGCUCAGCCUUGCUCGGCUGUUUCCAGCUACUGUUCUGGUUUUCGGAUGCGUACAAGUUUCCACGUAAUGGCAGCCCUUCGUCUCUUGUCGCCCAAUGCAACGGUGGAGGGUACGUAGCAACCAGUGAAUUGUUUAUGCGUUCACAGCAGCCAUACCAUGCAGAACGCCUUCUGCGCUUACUAGAUAACCCAAAACACAACCGUCAUUUCCUAGAUGAAAGCUAUCAGACAUCCUCAGUUGCUACGAGAUCUCGAAACAAUCUCACGUGGGAACGGUGGCUCUGCCAAGUAGCUGGCGCCAGGUGGUUUCCGCCACUGAACGACGGAGACGAGCGGCAUUGGAUGAUUGAAACCAUUCGGACAGAGAAUCCGCAAAUAUUUGUCCCACUUCUCCAGCACUAUUGGUCGCAGGAGUAUGGCGACGUGUGCAGAUUCCGCGGCAAAAUCAAGACCGCCUUGAUGGAGAGUAUGGUAUUCUGUCAAAAUGGCCAGUAUGAACGCCUCCACCAGACCUGGUUUCCAAACAAUUCCAUUAUCAGCACCGCCCGGUAUUACGGUAUUGACUCGAAGCUCCCGAUUCUCCAACUCCCAGAGUCCACCGCGGACUACGUGAUCUCACAAUGGUCAUUCUUCAGUGACUUGGACGUCCGAUCAGUCGUGGAACUGUCCUUCUACAAAGAGGCAUUGACUCUCUUGUGCGCGACGGGUCAAGCACCACUCGGUGGUGUCGAGCGGUUAAGCAAUUUAUAUAGAAAUAUGGGAGGUAGAACAACCCUGGCGGACCGAGCAACCCUCAAAGUACGUGGAAAUCUGCCCGUUGCUCUUGUUCUCCGUCCUCAGAUCUUGCUGAUAGUGUCUCAGAAUGACUUUAAAGAGAAAACUUGGGUAUGGGAUCCAAUCAGCAGCAAAUGGCGCGCUCUUGGUGAAUGCGUCUGGGAAAGCGCGAUCGAGCUGAAAUGCAAAUUCGCUCUCACUCCGACGUACACAGCGUCUAAUAUCUCCGAAUUGUUCCGAACGCUACUGGAGAUUGGGAACCUCACCUUAUCUUGCUUAGUCGACGAGCUCGAGUACAUGCAGGCGCAUUCUCAGGCCGAAUCGGGCGAGGUUUUUCUCGAUCGUGCUUCAGCCCUCUAUACCUUGCUCAAAGAUGUGGUUCAAGAUGCUGAAGAUAGGAAAUGGAUUCGGUCGAUCUUCAAACAAAAAGAUCUCAUCUACAACAGGAGCAGCGGUUCCUGGCUAAAGCCGAACUCGUGCAUCUGGCACGAAACGAUAGAUAUCGGAAACCACGUGCCCAUCGCCGCCAUGUACCCGGACUUACAGGAAUUCUUCGUGGACGUUCUUAGUGUCAGUACCAUCACGAGUGGCUUCAUGAUGAAACAAUUGGCCACCGCCGCAGCUCGGCCACCCAAAGAUGCCAAUGAAGUCAAGAAGCUCAUGUUGUCAACAUCUCAGUCGCUCGGCGCCGAAAAUCGAUUGUCCGAAGUCGAAGAAUCCGUCGAGUCCCUAUUGCAAUGCCAAUUUCUGCCCUGCAAAGCACCCCAGACAGGUGACAUUGUAUUUCGGACUGCAUCCGAAACGUUCUUUAUUUUGGACAAUCAGUACUGUGGGGAGAAAUUCAGUAGCAAAAUAUUCAUGCUCGAUUUCCCCUAUGAGCAGCUAAUAUCCUUGCACGAGUUAUUCAGAGUUCUUCGCCUUGACGACCAUUACCUCACCCGGCACGUAGGCCCUGAGACCUCUGCUGACGGUCCCAAACGCAACAAUUUACUCACAGAACAGUUUCAGCAGUGUGCAUAUCCUAUAUCAUGUUGCGCCAUCUCGCACCGAAGCUCUCUAUAUUCAAACCAAAACAUACAGAUGUACAAUGAUCUUGUGUCCGCCACAAUUCAGACAUCGGCAGAUAUGUCGACCAAGCUCGUGGUCGUACAAGACAGUGUCUCUGUCAAGAUUGUGAAUGACAGACUUUCACUUCUCAUCGAGCAGAACGACGAGGGACUAUCCAUCAUUCUCCCUAAGGACAAAGUACAGAGAACGCUGUGCAUGCGUGGUCAGCUGCCGGGGAGACUCGCAGAGAUUUUGAACAUCUACGACUCUAGGGGCGAGAAGCAGCUCUAUCGGAUCCUCAACGAGCUCGAGUGCGGCACAGAUGCCAUCCUCCUCCAAGAAGAGAUUUCGCGAGUGUCGUGGCUUCCCGAGACUUGCCGUCCCGACCCUCCGCCACCAGCCGAACGGCCAGAGGGUACCUUGCAGCGACAACUGGCACAUAUCGCCCAUGGACAGCCUGAGGACGGCCAGACAUACCCGGUGGAGAUAGGGGAACCUGAAAGUCCCAUACGGGCCAUGGGCUCGAUUGCGACCAAUAGCUACCAAGACCGUCCUCCACCACCGUUCAGAGCCCUUCCAGACGUGCCCGACCAUGCCACAGACGCACCUAUGUACUGGAAAGUACUCGAGCACGUCCGUAGGCAGGCCGCUUCUUUCAUGCACGUGAACGGUAAUGGUACAUAUACCACGCCUGAAAACAUCACGCAGGCUUUCGCAUCGUUGAGUCUCGAGGGCGACGACAUUGACCCUGCCGACUAUAAGAACCUGUUUGGAAGUGAGUUUUGGCUAAGCAAAUUCAGAGUGGGCGCUGCCGGGGAGUUAUUUGUCUAUGAGACCCUCAGAGCUCUCCUGCCAGGUACAUUUGGACUUGAAAACUGGCAGAGUAAGAUCCGGUACCUAGUCCAGGCGCAUGAACAAUAUGCGCACGUCACGAAAUGGAGUCAACGAGAGACAGCGGACAUCAUGUAUCUGGACCAGAACAACUCGCUCCGCACUCUGUUCCGUACAAACCCCCCUGGAGAUGUUUUUCCUGACUGGGCUCCUGAUUGGCUUACACCGGACGGCGAGAAUCCGGUAAGUGCUCGGUCAGGCCCUUUUCGAGAUUUUGUGAUGUAA
Messenger RNA from Exophiala aquamarina CBS 119918, 3093 nucleotides. RefSeq lists its product as uncharacterized. The transcript has 4 exons. The record is from RefSeq and is a predicted model, not a curated record. The coding region runs from base 1 to 3093 and encodes 1030 amino acids. NCBI's taxonomy places the organism in Eukaryota, Fungi, Ascomycota, Eurotiomycetes, Chaetothyriales, Herpotrichiellaceae.